AUGGCUGGAGAGUUUGCCGAGAGUCAACUGCCCUCAGCAUUCCACUCAGAUCCAAACGGUAUGCUACGAACAACAUGCCCCCGUCACUCCAUCGAUUUACAGAACGACGACGCUUUGAGUUGUACUUACAAUUGUUUCGACAGUUCACGAUUCGUGAAGAAUUUUCAGUUUGUACAAGACGAGGAGAAUCGUCGCACAACCCAGGGGCCUCUGGGAGCAACAGAGCUUCCGGGAUCAGGUUCGAACACCAGGGCUACGCUUCUGUCACUUCCUGGCGGCAUGAUCAAAACGCUGUUCGUUUUUCUAAGAUUCGAGGACACGGUCAAGAGAGUUCACAAUGCAGAGGCAGGCAAAGAGAGCCGCAUGGGCAACAUGGGCGGUACCAGCUGUGCGUAUGCUUCAGGCCUGUAUGGGGGAACAACGACAUUCAUUUGGUCUCCGACAACCCAUUCACACAUCCGACCUUCACAAGCCACUGGAAAUGGGAUCUUGGCGUCUAAUCAGCGCGAGUUGGGAAGUGAUCUGUGCCGGGAAGGUCUGAUACCGACCGCUCUUGUAAGUACGUCUUAUUUCCACACUCAAUACCCGGGGAACUGUAGCAAGAACCAGUCGGUCCUGUCGCAGAGCCGAAAUAGCGAGGAGCUGCUGUCUUGA
Molecule: messenger RNA, 654 nt
Organism: Zasmidium cellare ATCC 36951
Lineage: Eukaryota; Fungi; Ascomycota; Dothideomycetes; Mycosphaerellales; Mycosphaerellaceae
Exons: 4
Coding region: 1-654 (217 amino acids)
Source: RefSeq, a predicted model, not a curated record